UCACACACAAGUAAGUUGAGGAAACUUCUACUUCUGGCUGUGUGUGAAAAAGAUAAUAAUUUUCGAGAGCGGAGCUGUAUAGUUUGAACUGGUCCAGAAGAAUACGUCUCCACAAUGACCGCUCAACGGAGUUUGAUGUUCUUGGCGUUGGUGCUGGGCUCUGUGGUUGGUGCUGAGGUGUACCUGAAUCAGUUUGCUGUGCACAUCUCCGGGGGCCACAGUGCCGCCAGCAGGGUGGCACGAGACACUGGUUUCAUCAAUCUGGGACAGAUUGGAAGCCUGGACGAUCACUACCUGUUCGAGAUCCCUCACAGACAGAGGCGGUCUGCUACUCACAGCCACGAGCAUCACACAGCCCUGACGGACCAUGGCGAGGUCGGCUGGUUCGAGCAGCAAGUCGUCAAGUCUCGCUCGAAGAGAGAUUUCCACCCUCGGGAUGUGGCCGAACAGAUGAGUGUCCUGGACCCUUACUGGAAGAAUCAAUGGUAUCGUGAGUAGGGACCCUACGAGUGGAAAGGUCACACGGGAAGGAACGUCAUGGUUUCGGAUCCAUACGCAAGUUAUGAUUUGAAUGACCAUGAUAAUGACCCUAUGCCGAGAUAUGAUGCUUCUAAUGAAAACAGGCAUGGCACCAGGUGUGCUGGGGAGGUGUCUGCUGAGGCGAACAACACAGCCUGCACCAUCGGGAUUGCCCCCGAUUCCAGGAUUGGAGGUAUUCGUAUGCUUGACGGUGAAGUGUAUGAUGCUGUUGAGGCUGCUUCCCUGAGCUUCAAUCGCAGCCAUGUGGACAUUUAUUCAGCUAGUUGGGGCCCUGAUGAUGAUGGGAAAGUGGUGGAUGGACCAGGAAAGUUGGCCAAGGAAGCCUUUAUCAAAGGCAUUGAAAAUGGCCGUGGCGGCAAAGGCUCUAUCUUUGUCUGGGCCUCUGGCAAUGGCGGCAGCGCUCACGACUCUUGCAACUGCGACGGGUACGCAAACAGCAUCUUCACCCUGUCCAUCAGCAGCACCUCGGAGAACGGCAUCAAGCCCUGGUACCUGGAGGAGUGCUCCUCCACCCUGGCCAGCACUUACAGCAGCGGCGCCUACAACGAGAGGCAGAUUGCAACCACAGACCUGAGACAACGGUGCACCACCACCCACACGGGCACGUCAGCGUCUGCUCCUUUGGCUGCGGGAAUUGUGGCUCUGGUGCUGGAGGCAAACCGAGACCUAACCUGGAGAGAUGUCCAGUACAUAACUCUCAUGACGUCUCGGUCAGAUCCAAUCGAAGAUGGACAGUGGAUCGUCAACGGAGUUGGCAGAAAAGUAAGUCUUCGCUAUGGUUAUGGACUAAUGGAUGCUACAGAGAUGGUGAAGCUGGCAAAGGUGUGGAGACAGGUGCCAGAGAAACAUGAGUGUCUGAUCACAUCCGAUGUUCAGAACGUACCACUAGCCAGUGGCAAUAAGUUCUCCAGCCAAGUGUUGACCAACGGCUGUGUGGGAACCUCGACUGAGGUGAACUACCUAGAACAUGUCCAGGCUCGGAUCAGCCUUACGCACAGCCAGCGAGGCAGUGUUGUGAUCUACUUGACCUCACCCAGUGGAACCCGCUCCAAGGUCCUGCCGGCCAGAAGUAAUGACGUCGCUCCCGGUGGCUUUGAUAACUGGCCAUUGUUGUCAGUACAUUUUUGGGGGGAGAAUCCUCGGGGGACCUGGACAUUGGAGAUUGAGGAGGCCAACAUGUACAACAGGCGUUCUUCUGGAGGUAAGUUGGCUUCAUGGUCCCUGGUACUUCACGGGACUCGAGUGAAGCCCGUGAGGCUGCUUAAUGAAACCUCCCCGGCCACCACCACUAAGACCACAGCAGCCACCACUAGCUCAACAUCAACGACAACGACAAAGAAACCAAGCACACCAAAGGUGGAGGCCUGCCACAAAGAGUGUGCCGGGGGCUGUACAGGGACCAGGCCCGAGGACUGCAAUGAGUGUAAAAAUUUCAGGGUCAGCUCCACUAGAGUGUGUGUCUCACAAUGCCCGGAUGGAUUCUAUACCUCUGGCGACAUGUGCAUGCCGUGCGACGCCUCGUGUGCCACGUGCUCGGGCCCGGCACUGACAGAGUGCCAGUCGUGCCACGAAGGUCGCCACUACCACCAACUCAAGGACAAGCACAGUGUAUGCAACAUAGAGUGUGUCGACGGAUUCUUUUACAGUACCAAUUCCUGCCUGCCCUGUGAUGUCGGCUGUAAACAUUGCGAGUCCUCCGCUCUCCACUGCACUGCCUGUCGCAAGGGUUACUCUCUAAAAGACGACAAGUGCGUGUCUCAAGCGGCUGUCGUCUCUGUGAUGUUUGAGCACAUUACUUUGAGCAUUGUCUUGAUAAGCGUCAUUGUCCUGCUAGUUGUGUUUAUUUUUAUGGGUCUGCUGUACAUGUAUCGUAAUCAACUGUUUUUCUGGUCGGAUCGAAAGAUGUAUGGGCCCGUGCCACGGGAAGAUGAGGAGGCUGUGGUACGACUCACGUAUAGUGAUGAUUUUGAUGAGGAUUUUAAAUCCUAGGUUGCGCGAUGUGAAUCUGUUGCAGUAAAGUUUUGAAACUAGGUGAUUUUUUGAAAUUGUUGCACUACAAAACCCCACUCUAUUUCUACCGUCUUUGGCACAGACAUACACCCUCAAACACACAGAAAACUGUGCUGUCAGUGAGAUAGUUAACUGACUUACGUUAGCUCUGAGGUACUAAGACAGCUAGCUAAGUGCACAAAUUAGCUAAGGCAAUUUUGCUCAGACUAACCUGUAAUCACCCCCACCCCACCCCACCCCCACUUUUUUUUAUAUUAAAAGAAAGAGGUUUGCACUGUGGUCCUAAUGAUGUUACGAGAACACCUAAAAAUGUUUUACUCCUUGAUAGCAAAAGUUGAUGUGUAAAUUUUCAGAAAUUUCUGUGAAUUUCACAAAUCAACCAUAUAUUAUGUACUCCUUUAUUUCACAACUUUACUGUUGCAAAUGCACAUGUUGUCCGGUUGUUUGAUUUAAAUGAUAUUUUUUUCUGGAGGUCCUGAUUUAUUAGAGAGUUUGGGGGGAGGGUUUUUUUUUUCUCCUAAAAUAUAUGCUUUGGCUUCCCUUGUCAUUCAAAUAUUGUACACAUGUCAAGUGGGGUGCCUAAGAGACAGAAAUCAAAAGAUUUUGUUGAGAUAAUUACUGUCAUUGUUUACCCUUGUGUCAAGUUGUAAUGUCUUUCUCAAUUUGCUCUGUUGCUUCGUGUGAUCUUGCAUAAUGAUUUUGUGGCAUACUGGAAGCAUAUCUGAGGUGUGGGCACCUCCUUCUCUAGGGUUUCGCUGGAGUUGCCAUUGUCUUUUCGAGCCCUUGCCUUUUGUAUUCUGUUGUCCACCUCACAGACUGAUGAGCAGGUGUCUGGAGAUUGUUGUUAGUAGUUAAGUAGGUCUUACUUUUCUUGCCAUUUCUUAGCACAAAUGACUAGAUCUAUUAUUGUGAUGACGUGAUGUGCUUCUCUUCUCUUGAACAAACGAGCAAACAAAUGAACUGAGGUGUUAUAUUUUCCGUUCCUGAAUUCAAACCUUAAACAUCACAAGCCAUUACUCAUAAUGGUACUCUUAUUUAUUUAAGGGUGUUCUCACAAGGUCGCUUAUCCAUAUGUUUAGUUGUCUCCAUUCUCCUUCUGUCUAAUCCAUCUCAAGCCGUCCCUCAAACUUGAAUAUUUGAACAAGUGUCAGGUACAGCGUCUUUGAUGAGGAGAGAGUUAAAGAUAUGGAUACGCCCCUUAUAAGUUAAGCUUUAUAAGCGUGUCUCUAGCAAAAGCAUAACAGCAGCAGUCUUUUAUGUGGACAUUGAUGACUCAUCAGUUUGUGAGAUGGACAACUACCUGUUGCCUUGAGGUGCUGUGCACCAGAGCCCAUUCAUAGUUUGAAGCAAGGACUGUUUUGUCAGAAAUGUUGUUCACAGCCUCUUGCAAAAUGUUAAUACGUGACCGAAAGUUUAACUCAUUAUCUCUAUUAAUAGUAUAUUAUUGAUGUUUGAGAAUUUCUUGAUUGCAAGUAAUUCUUAAAGUCCUGGUGAUUGCUGUUUGUAUUAUACUUCGAAAAAGAAAAAAAUUAUUCCCUGGACGUGUGACUAUAAACCGUUUUGCAGUUGCAGUGGAAUCUGAUGUUCAGAGUUCGUGUGAUUGGUCAAGCUAGUAGUGCAGUGAGUCACAGUAGAAUGUUUGUGUGGUUGCGGUGCUAUGAGAGAGGGGGAAGAAAGGGAGGGCGGAAGGGACAAGAAAAAAAGGUCAGGAGGAGUGGAUGAGAGAGUAUCUCACUCCAGUUAGUUUUCUUUGAUCUUUUCCUUUGAUCAAGUGAAAGCUGUUCUACAAUGGUGAAGUGUUUUCAAAGUAAGAAGUAACCUUUUUUCUUUGCCUUCUUUUUCUGCUAUGUAUAAAGAUCCUUGUAAUGUUGAAGAUGAGCUUUAAAGUUAUAUGUAGAGUUUUUCAGUAGAGUGGUAGCCUACCGUAGCAAGUUGUGUUGGUAAGGGUUGUUUUUGGAUUUCAUUUUCCCAUAACUUUUUGUAUAGCAAACAUUGUUAGUGGAGACAUUACUGUCUUUAUGUUAAGUCAAAGCAAACUAGCCUGAUAUUGUGGACAAAGAAUGUUUUAAUGUCAAGUUAAUGAGCAUAGUUCUAGUUGUGGAGAAGCCCAACAUUGUGAUGAAGGUAAUGCCAUUCUUUGACAAACCUGGCAGACAGACAGACUGAGAACUGUGGAAGAUAAUUAUGCUUCUACACUCUCUGUAGAUAUUGUUUACUUUACUUUCAAAGCAAAACACUAAAAUAGCUCAAAUGUUUUAUCGAGUAUUGAAAUGAAAUGUUGGGAUCAGAAGUUUUUCCCCCUGGCUCCUCAUCUGAUCAUUGGUUUGGGCACAUUCUACACUGUCGUCUGGGUCAUCCAAAUUGUCUUGGUCCACCAAAUAAUGAGAAUACAAGUUUUCCUGUAUUCAUGAUGCUUGUAGUCUUGUAUAUGGCUGCAAUGUGGCUGCUGAUAUUUAGCCUGGACAGCUUUACUAUUUCUUUUGCUUUCCUCAGCAAAAAAAAUGUAGCCGUGGCUUUUUAUUCUUUUCAGCCUUCACUUUGUUUGGCUGGUCAUGAUGCCAUUUUUUGUCUAUUCUUUUUUUAUUUAUGUGUAAUCUCCAUGUCUGGAAAUUUUAAUAAAAUUGUUUGUGUCUGGUAUAUCAUGUCUCUUGAGGUGAAGUUCAACAGACUGGUUUGUUGUUUAUUGAUUAUUCACCUACCAGUUUCUGCUUAUUUCUUUGCUGUGCAUGUAACUGUAUUGAUGGUCCUGAUGUCUCUGAGGAAAUAUCCGUCUAGAUAGAUAAAGCAGUCACCUUGGUAAAGGUUGCCCCUUUCAGUUUAUAAACUGCAAGCUUGAUGAUUAUUUACAGAAAUAACUUAUUAAGUAUGAUGGAAAGACAAAGCUUGCGUGAAAAUAUAUUGGUUGUAAAUAGUUAUUUAAGUCAAAAAUUUUCUUGGGUUUUUGCUUUUUUUUGUUUUGUUUUUCUUCCCCUAUCAGGUGCAUAGACACGUCUUCCUUUUUUCCACCAUUCUCCUCUGUGAGUGAAAUUGUGAACUCAACUGAUGUAUUACUAUUUUCUAACUUUUCGCUGACUGCUGGUACAUUCUGGCUAGCUGUAGGCCUCUCUCAUGCCACUGCUUUUUAUUUCAUAGAUAUCUAUGUAUUUGAAAAAACAAAACAACGUAUGAGUUUACAGGAAAAAUUAAAUUGAAAGACACAGGAAAGUGGCUAUAACAGCACAUAGAAAUAGGUAGCUGGUACCCCUACGAGUAAAUUAUUAUUGAUUUAGCUUAAGGUUUUAUGUAUGGCUAUUUUGGUCAGCCAAAGUUUAAUCAUAGCUUGUUGUUGAAAUGUUUUUAGUCAUAAGUUUACAGUAAAUUUCCAAAUUUGUACCUAUUUGAGACAAGCAACAUUUUGGCCUCUGGUGCAUUAGAAAUUUUUAUUAACUUCUUUGAACACUUGCUAAUAAGAAUUUACUGAAAUGAGAAGACAUGAUUGUAAUGUGAACUGUGGGAAAUUACAAAGGCGCUAUGUCUGAGCAACUUGAUUUGAAUCUCCUUCUCUGUGUGAUAUCAAGACCAAGAACAAAAUGAAAUGGAGAAUUUAUUUACCCUUUUUCCGCCUGGCACAGAACGUUUUGGGCUGCUGUGUAUGAUCAUGUAGCAUUCAUGGUAGUGGACGGAUUGGUCUGUAAAUAUUCUGUUAUAAUCAAUGUACAUGUAUGUCCAAGCCUUUGGGGGCUUCAGUGUUCUCCUUGUUGCUGUCAAAAGUCUAUUAAUAAGUGGUGCAUUUGUACUGUAUGUUUAAGUCUAUACCAGUUCUCCAAAUAGUUGGUUGAUGAGUGAAGCUAUGUUUUACUGCUGAAUGUUGAAUUUGUUGCACAGAAAUGGGGCGUAUUUAGAACAUGUCGAAAGAGUAAAUGUUAUAAACACUGAUGAGGAAGAGUUACAUAUUUGGUCGAAAUAAUUCUUGUUGCAGCUUAAUUUUGUGUACAGAGUUCCCUCUUUAAAUUCAUUGACCUGGUUCUUUGCUGCCGAGGUGCUUCUAAUCUUUGCUUUCUGUAGUUUUUGUUGGGACUUUUGUUAAUCUGAUGAAGUAUUAUAGAGGAGACGGCCAUGACAGUAUGAAUGUGCACUUGUGUGUGUCACUGUGUGUGUGUGUGUGUGUAUGUGUGUGUGUGUAUGUUUGUGUGUUUAUGUGUGUAUGUGUAUGUGUGUGUGUAAGGUGAGUGUAAGGUGAGUGACCAAAUGCAGCAUCUGUACCAUACUUGUACAAUAGUGAGAUGUGUGAAGAGCAGCUGUAAAGUCAGUCACAUUGGGUUAGUGUGUUCGCUGAAGUCUGUUUUUUGCCUUGUGGUAUGAGUUAGGCUACUCUUUACAGUAGAACUGGAUAAAGGUUAAGCUGGAGGAUAACAGUACACACUCUAUCUACACUACAUUUUGGACCCAAGAGGACCAUAAGUGAUGCUUAAGCUUGAUGGAAAGAGAUUUUAGAGGAUUAAGCUGUCUUAUGUUGUCAGGUCUGGCUGCUAUCACAGUCUAGGAUACUUAUGAUCUAUGAGGGGCAUUGUCUUUCUAUAGCAAAAAAUCUUCUAAUACUUUGGUCUAUAACGACAGAAGCAUAGACCUAAAACUAAAACCAUAUCAGAUCACUCUAAUUCUAACAAGUUUCACUGACCCAUGAAACUAUCUCCAAAAGCAGGAAUUGUGAAUGAAGGUUUUCUUUGUUUCUUUGUGUCACAUACUCCUUCUGAAAUUUAGAAAUGGCAUUAUGAAUGUUGAUACUCUCAUACUUGGUAAUACAUGGUCUCUUUGUGACUUCUACCCCACUGUACCGAAAUCAAGGAUCACUCAAUGCAUCUUCUGUUUGGAAUGUGUCAAAAUUAGCAGUCUAGGAAGCCAGAUGACUGGAUAAAGAGAUGCCUAUUUGAAUUUGUUAAGUAUUAUAGAGUAACAGUAUUGCUGGAAGUAGCUGUGAUGCUGCUGUACAAUUCUAAAGGAUGUCAUUUUCUCAUUAAAAGUCCUAUUGUUGUAUCGAAUUUCUCUCCUCUUUUGAUUGAAGAUAUUAAAGUAUUUCGUCACUGUUGUUAGAAAACGCUGAACUCCCCUGCAAUUUUAGCUCACACAGUGAUGAAAGAUCAAUGUGACGGCGGUGAUUUUUGUCUGUUUGCAGCCUUGAAGAUCCUGCCAUGUUAUAUGUAAGUAACAUGU
Molecule: messenger RNA, 7740 nt
Organism: Aplysia californica (California sea hare)
Lineage: Eukaryota; Metazoa; Mollusca; Gastropoda; Aplysiida; Aplysiidae
Gene: afurin2
Product: furin-like prohormone convertase
Biological process (GO): protein processing
Cellular component (GO): Golgi membrane; trans-Golgi network
Molecular function (GO): serine-type endopeptidase activity
Source: RefSeq, marked provisional